This is a messenger RNA of Sphenostylis stenocarpa, 1317 nucleotides long. The record is from the annotation of a GenBank genome assembly. Lineage: Eukaryota; Viridiplantae; Streptophyta; Magnoliopsida; Fabales; Fabaceae.
AUGGAAAUGAAAAGGCCACCACACUGCUCUCUCUGCUUCCUUCCACUGAUGGCUGCUUUUUCUGUGACCACCAACACUUCCCCAUCUUCAUUCCUUCUUCAACAACACCACUCUUCAUCUUCACCCCAUCUACUUGGCUCACUGCCACAUAAUGGGAAAUUUGGGAUUUCCGGGAUGCUUGGACUCCGACCAUUUUCCUUCAACUGGAGGAGUCUCCAACGGUUGCCCCUUAUAUUGUUUGUGUUAUAUGAUACUCUUAUUGCUGAAGCUGUGAGUAUGUUUGAAUCUAAAAACAGGAGAAAUUUAAUGUGUUCAGUCAAUAAAGAUGCCGAAGAAGCAACUGUUGAAACUUAUAGUCCAAUUGAUGUGCUCGGAGGAACAAAUUCUUACCAAGAUGGAAGUAGAAUUAUUUCCACGGUGCGGGAUAUAAGUAUUGAAGCCUGGUCCCAAUUUGCCAAAAGAGUCUCUGGUGAGUGGGAUGGAUUUGGAGCAGACUUCAGUGAUGAAGGAAAGCCAAUUGAACUACCAGAGUCAGUGGUACCUGAAACAUACCGCGAAUGGGAGGUUAAAGUAUUUGAUUGGCAGACUCAGUGCCCCACUCUUGCUGAACCAGAGGAACGUGUUCUUCAAUACAAAUCCGUUCAGUUACUUCCAACUGUAGGAUGUGAGGCUGACGCUGCUACACAGUACAGCGUGGAUGAGAGGAAAGUGGGAGAAGGAAAUAGUGGACUUACUGCCUUUGCUUACCAAUCCAGUGGUUCUUAUGUUGCUAUCUGGAAAAAGAAGGAUAACUUACUAGAGUUGGAAUACUGCUUGAUCAAUCCUCAAGAUUGUGAAUCUCGAGUUAGGUUUAUUCAGUUUGUAGAUGUAUUAAAUAAUACAGAGAUGGUGCUACAGGGUAUUAGAGUGUUUCGUGAGCAGUGGUAUGGGCCAUUCAGAAAUGGUGAUCAACUAGGAGGUUGUGCUAUCCGUGAUUCUGCCUUUGCUUCUACAGCACCCAUGAUUGCUUCUGAUGUUGAUGGUAUUUGGAAGGGAUCUAAAGCUGUUGCCACUUUUGGCACUACAAAUACUGAGAUAUUUCAAGAGCUUUUUGGUGACAAAGUACAGGACUCUGUCAGAGAUGGAGACAGCAAUAUAUUACUUCCUAAGAAGCUGUGGUGUUCACUUAAACAAAGCAAGGAAGGUGAAACUCUAACUGAAGUGGGAUGGCUUUUAGAUCAUGGACAGGCCAUCACAUCAAGCUGCUUAUUCUCAAGCACCGCAAAGCCACAGGAAAUAUCAGUAGCAUUAGAAACUAGAGCCUUGGAAUAUGCAUAG